Cryptococcus amylolentus CBS 6039 is the source of this 6249-nucleotide messenger RNA. RefSeq lists its product as hypothetical. Gene Ontology annotation, cellular component: nuclear speck. NCBI's taxonomy places the organism in Eukaryota, Fungi, Basidiomycota, Tremellomycetes, Tremellales, Cryptococcaceae. Gene Ontology annotation, biological process: protein polyubiquitination; proteasome-mediated ubiquitin-dependent protein catabolic process. The record is from RefSeq and is a predicted model, not a curated record. The transcript has 12 exons. Gene Ontology annotation, molecular function: ubiquitin protein ligase activity. The coding region runs from base 175 to 6060 and encodes 1961 amino acids.
CAGGCGACCAUUCCAUCUCAUCUUCACUUCUCUUCUCUACAUUCUCCCCGCCCGGCCGCCACCCCCCGCAGCACGGACACCGCCCAUCCAACCACCCGUACUCGCCCCGGCUUCAUGACCCGAGCCGCAUACUAAUCUUCGACCUCCCGGACUACCCUUCCUACCCGUAGCCCAAUGGACGGGAUUGAAGAACAAUCUUCGAGCACCCAGUCUUCUCAACAGCACUCCGAACACACCAGCAACAUCCGCCGUUCCUCUCGGCUCUCUAUCAGCACUACUACUGCCGAUCUUCAGUCCGCCCAGUCAGCCACUCCCGGUGCCAAGGGCAAGAAGAAGGUCACCCUUGACCAAUCGUCCUCGGGCUCCAAAAGCCGAGAUCCACCCGCUACUGCCUCUCACUCAUCUACCGCUUCCGGCGCCAGCCAGAAUCUUGACCGCAAAGGAAAGAAACGUGCUACUAGCUCGACUGCCACGCCUUCGACAGACAUCCCGCCACCUGCCGCAAAGAAAUCCAAGCGCAACUCGGUGUCUUCCGUCGGCUCUUCCUCCUCCAAGCGAUACGAUCUAAGGACAAAGUCCGAGGCACAGUCAGCCGAGUCUUCUACUGCAAAAGGUACAGGAAAGGGCAAGAAGAUGGCUCCAAAGACAAACCCCAAGAAGGCCGGUGUAUCAAAUGACAGAUCCAAGAAGGGUGACACUUCCGCCCGACACUUGAUCGGUGUCGACUACGACGAAGACGACUCCAUGUGGGUGGACGAGGACCCUGAAGAGGGAGACGUGACCAUGGACGAUGAGGAGAUGAUGAGGGAUGACUACGACCACGAUGAUGACGAAGAUGAUGAUGAAGACGACGAUGAGGAGAACGAGGGAGGUGCGCUGUCCUGGGGGCUCAACUUUGACGAAGCGACAGCAGCCCUGUUCGGUUCCGGCUUCCGAAUCUUUGGCGGAGGUGCCGUCGGUGGUGGCCUGUCCAAGCGACUCCAACGACUGAAGAAGAAACUUCGCUCAAAGAAGAUUGCGACUCGCCUUGCUUCGCUCCGAGAGUGCAGCGAACUCCUUUUGGUCAGCAACGAAGACACCCUUGGCGGCGUCUUCUCUCCAGGGGGCUUUGCGGCCGAAUUCAUCGCCAUUCUCAAGGGCGAACCGAAUGUCGAAGAGGGCGAGAGUGACGAGGAAGAAUCAAACUACGACGAGAUGGAUGAGGACGCUCAGCUUGCUGCCGCUCUUGCUCUAAGCUCGGGUGGCGAGGCCCCUGAGGCUGGUCUUGGCGGUGAAGAGGAUGAGCUAGAGUGUCAGCUUGUUGCUUGCAGAUGCUUGGCGCAUAUGAUGGAGGCUUUACAUGGGUGCGGGCAUACACUGGUACAUCAUGGUGCCGUACCCGUGCUCUGCUCCAAGUUGCAAGAGAUAUCUUAUAUUGAGCUGGCUGAGCAAACACUUAGUACCCUCGAAAAGAUCUCCGCCGAGUACCCCUCCGCCAUCGUUCGCGAAGAUGGCCUCGGUGCCCUCCUCAAUUUCCUCCCCUUCUUUUCCACCAACGUUCAGCGGACUGCCGUUACCGCCACCGCCAACUGUUGUCGUAACAUCUCCCCAGAACAUUAUGACAAGAUCAAAGCGGUCUUCCCCACUCUUCGAGACACCCUGAGCUCGGGCGAACCGCGUUUGGUGGAGCAGGCCACUUUAGCCAUCCUCCGUACGAUUGAAUCUUACCGACACAAUUCUGGGCAUCUGGAAGGUCUUUUAGACCAUGACACCAUGGCUGCUGUCAACAUCCUUCUUAUGCCAUCCGCCGGCUCUCCCCUCAUUACGCCUCCCACCUACACUCAUCUACUCAAGGCGCUCACUACCUCUGCUCGGGGAUCUGCCAAGGUCGCAAUCGGAUUGCUGGAAGCUGGGAUGACCAGCACCAUCUAUCAAAUCCUCACUGGAGUCUUGCCUCCAUCCCACGACGAAGACGAGCAAGGCGGAUCCUCUGGUGGUCAAGGUCUUGCUGGCGGUGUAGCCGACAUGGCCAUCUUGCAAAACCUUGCGCACAGGCCCAAGGAGCAGGUCGAGGAAGCUUUGGCGCUCAUCUGCGAGCUUUUGCCUCCUGUACCCAGAGAUGGCGUCUUUGAUCCGAGAAUGUACAGUGAGAAGAACCUGUACAAGGUCAAGAAGGGUAGAAAGAUUGAGAGUAGUGCCGAUAGGGUUCGAAGGAGCACCAGAGUGGCGGAAGCCGCGUCUGGUUCCAAUUCGGCAUCCAACUCUGCCGGUCCCAGCACCCCUGCCGCAUCAGGCGAACCUGCUCCAGCCACUACGAUCGGAAACACUGGAGACGUCCUUGCCAACUUGUCCGCCAGUCGGGAGGCUGCCGUUCACAAGGCAAAGAAGGAGCUCGAAGCGCAGAUGCAGCUCCGAUACGAACUGUGCAAAAGCAAUACCGACUUGAUCAGCAGCUUUAUCAAGACGGUGGUGCCUGUUCUUGUGGAUGUCUAUGCUGCCUCGGUGGUAUUGAGGGUGAGGACCAAGGUCCUGGUUGGAUUACUCAAAGCUAUCUCGUUCGCUCCCAAGGAUCAACUUCGAGCAACACUUCGAUGUGUGCCCAUGGCAAGCUUCCUCUGUGCGAUCAUCUCGUCCAAAGACAACGACGCAUUUGUGCUUCACGCCCUCCAAAUCGUGGAGCUGCUUGCCAUCAAGCUUCCUGAUGUCUAUCAGGUCUCGUUCUUGAGAGAAGGUGUGGUGUCUGAGAUUGAUCAGCUAGCUCAAGAGGAGAUGAGCAGAGAAAAAGCAGCAAAGCUAGCUGCAGAGAAAGAGACAGUCAACCCGGAGGAGGGUACAUCGACGCCAAAAGCUGCUGCUGAAGUGCACCAACCGCAAGAUGCGCUGGGCUCUUUGCCUCAGACCCCGCAAGCCGCCGAUGCUGUUCAGCCCAAUCCACUGCUUCUGGCAUCCAACCCCUCCACGCCCGCACCAAAGAAGCAUUCCGCAGCUUUGGACCCCCGAGACUCUAAUAUCGUUCGAGCUCGUAUGCUCAUCGCGAGGAAGGUGUUUGACGCGGGCGGAGAAAACCAGCUCGCCGCUUCCAAGGUGUUGAGUGACAUCAACGGCAUGGUGAAGAAGCUCUGCCUACCCGAAACCACCGAACCCGAGCUGAGAGAAACUCUGAGGUCUAUUGCUUCACAGUUCUCUCGCAUCGACCAAGGCUUAUCCAGCUUUGAGCUUCUUCAAAGCGGACUUGUGGAUGGCAUUUUGGAAUUCGUGGAGAUUACUGGUGAAGUCUCAUCUGCCGAUAGACGAGCAAUGUUUUUCGAGAUAUUCUCCAACACCAGUGUUUCUUCACCUAAUCCCCUCACCAUCCUUGUCAAGCGACUCCACGAAUCGCUCGGUAGGCUGGAGAAUUUCGAGGUUGAGACUGCCUUCGGCGGCGGUGCCGAUCCCAUGCGACCAUCUAGCUCUGGUGUACACCGCACCCUGCGCGUGAGGCUUUGUGCCGAAGGUGACGACAUCCCCAAGAAUGUCAGUCAGCUCGUUAUCACCAUACAAGCUAUAGCCUCAGUCAAGGCUGUCCACGACUACCUGCGACCAAGGAUUGCGGACGGAAAUUUCGGUGGCGGUGGACUUUCCCAGAUGUUUGCGGCCUAUGCUGCCAACCGAGGUGGUGGCGGAAAUACUAAUGCUUCAAGACUUCUUGACGCUCUUAUGGGAGCUAGCAGGGCUGGCAGUGCCGCUGCAGGUGGUCCACGAUCCCUUGAGCAACCCCCCUCCGGCUCCCCCAAUCAAGCGACCGGCUCUGGCUUGAAGCUUCCCGAGAGAAGACGCAGCGCUCGACUGAAUCCUUCUUCCACUGCAGAGGAAUCUGACGCUGGGGGUUCUGCCCCUGCUGCCGAGGAUAGUGUUGGCGCUGAAGAGGUUGAACACACUUCAACUGCAGCUACUGCCGUGCCGGCGCCUGUUGAGGGUGAGAGAGCAGGGUUGCCGUCUCUUCCUAUCGGCAUGGACUUUGGUGAUGACGAUGAGGAUGACUAUUCUGAAGAAGAAUUUGAGGCACCGGUGAUCGACCAGGUGAUGGAGGAAGACCUCGCUACUGCUGGUCCCUACGAGAGUGUUGUCAAUAUGAAUGUCACUCCUGAUGGCUCACGUGUUGAGGUCAAGACUCCUCAAGGAACCCGUAUUGCCACCCCGCAGCAAAGUGUCCCCGCCUCUGCCUCUGCCGGCCCCGGUCCAUCCACCUCCACCACGAGUCGCGUGACCCCCUCUCGCGCCGUCUCUGGAUCCUACGCGGGCGCUCUUAAAACCGAACCUACCGAUUGGCAUCUCGAGUUCAUCCUCGAUGGCAAGAAACUCGACAUGGAAGACAUCGUCUAUGGCGCGGUAUUCCGAGAGAAACACUUGACCGGUUCCACUUCUACGGCGGACUUUAAUACUGCCCCUACUAUUAAAUUCAGAAAGGUCGAAGGACCGGCGCCUGUCAAAGAGUCCAAGGACCCUAGUAAUGUGGCCUCAUCUCCUGCGUCUGUUAUGAGCGCCCUUCCCGAAGAGCCUGCUGAGCCUACUACUCCUACGUGGAAGAUCCUCCAUCUUUUAAGGGUCGUCCAUGACCUUUCGGUGGAGGGGCGAGAGAACCUCGGUGAUGUCGAUGGUAUUCUUGACGAAAACCUCUUUGUCAACAACAAAUUGACUGCCAAGUUGACCCGACAGCUGGAAGAGAUUCUCAUCAUUGCCAGCAAUUGUCUUCCCGAAUGGGCCACGAGUCUGCCCAAGCAUUUCUCCUUCCUUUUCCCCUUCGAUGCUCGUUACAACUUCCUCCAGCUAACCGCUUUCGGCUUCUCCCGACUCCUUCUCAAGGCCCAACAGGCGGGUGGCGGCCGUCAUCGAGAUGAUCUUCCUAAUAUCGCCAACUUGCUUCGCCGAAAGGUGCGAAUCUCUCGAACGCAGCUUCUCGAGUCAUGUGCCAAGGUCAUGGAGAUGUACGCCACCUUCCCUGGUACUCUCGAAGUUGAAUACUUUGACGAGAUUGGUACCGGGCUAGGCCCAACACUGGAAUUCUACGCACUUGCUUCCACCGAAUUCGCUAGGCGAAAUCUGAAUAUCUGGAGAGACGAGGAUUCUAGCAUACCUGGUACCUACGUCCAUCACCCUCACGGCCUGUUCCCCUCGCCUCUUGCUGGCUUUGGUGAUGCUGUCGCGCCCAAACUCAGGUGGUUCAAGACACUCGGUCUUUUCAUUGGGCGAUCUAUGCUUGACAGUAGGAUCAUCGAUAUUAGGUUGAGCAAGAUCUUCUUCAAGCUCCUUCUGGGGCGACCGGUGAAGAAGAAUAUCACCACGCUCAAAGCUGUUGACCCUCAGCUGGCUCGAUCCUUGGAGAGGCUUCAAGCAUACUCUUCAGCUCGAAGAGAAAUCGAAGCUCUCCCACUCCCCGCUUCCUCUCGUCGUGCAAAGAUUGCAUCUCUGACUGUCGGUGGCGCCAAACUUGGUGAUCUUGCUCUCGACUUUACUCUACCUGGAUACAACAUUGAGCUCAAGUCUGGUGGCGCCCAUAUCGAGGUCGACGACGGCAAUUUGGAUGAGUAUUUGGAGCUUGUCUUGGACUGGACUUUAGGCUCGGGUGUGGCUCAGCAGGUCAAAGCGUUCCAAGAAGGCUUCUCUGGAAUCUUCCCCAUCAAGAGUCUGAAAAUAUUCUCUCUUGAGGAACUCCAACUGGUCUUUGGUAACGCCGACGAAGAUUGGUCUCGUGAAACUUUGGAGCAAUCCAUCAAGGCCGACCACGGAUACAACUCGGAAAGCAGGGCAGUGCAAAAUUUGAUUGAAGUGAUGUCUUCCUACACGAAGGAGCAACGUCGACACUUUUUGCAAUUCAUGACUGGUGCUCCAAAGCUGCCCAUCGGUGGAUUCAGAGGCUUCACUCCACCCUUUACUGUCGUUCGGAAACCCCACGAGCCGCCCUACAAGGCCGACGAUUAUCUCCCCAGUGUCAUGACUUGUGCUCUGUAUCUCAAGAUGCCCGACUAUUCCAACAAGGAGGUCUUGGCCACUCAAUUUGAUCGAGCCAUGCGAGACGGCAAGGGCUCUUUCCUGCUUUCAUAGACACUAUAACACCUCAUUCAAUAGAAUGAACCCCGACCCCAACUUUUCUGAGCAUUGAUGUCCUUGUCUUCCGGUCUUUUUUCGCUUUCAUGCUUUCUCUUUCCUCUAGUCUGCUCUAUUCCCCAUUUGUAUCGUAGAAAUUCAAAUCACACAUCGAGGAAGGAAUCUGAAUGUACUGGAUCUCGUCAA